AUGCAAAAUUUAUUACUUGAGAUACUUGCAAAUGAGGCUCUUCAUGGAAAUAAGUAUUCCAACAUAUUUAAACAUGCAUUAUAUGCUAAAGUAGCUAAAGCAAUUACUGAGAAAUUUAUGAUUGAAUGUACUCCAAAGCAAGUGGAACAUUGCUUUAAAACACUCAAAACCAAUUGGAAUACAAUUGCAUUACUUCGUAAUAAGAAAAGCGGGUGUGGAUGGAAUGAUGAUUUGAAAAUGAUCACUUGUGAUAGGACAAUGUAUGAAAAAGAAGUUGCGUUUCUAAACAAGAAAAUUGUGAUGUUUGAUGAGAUGGCUUUGGUUGUUGGUAAGGAUAUGGCUACAGGAGGUUUUUCUAAGGGAAUUGGUGAUAUAGGUGUAGAAGCAUUGGACGACUCACCUCCGCUUGUUGACGCUGAUGUUGAUGAUAUAUCUAUAAAGAAGCAAGUUGAUCCCUCACAUGUGGCCUCAAAUGAGACAAGGUCUCAUAGGAAAUGA
This is a messenger RNA of Quercus robur (English oak), 498 nucleotides long. RefSeq lists its product as uncharacterized. Lineage: Eukaryota; Viridiplantae; Streptophyta; Magnoliopsida; Fagales; Fagaceae. Bases 1 to 498 code for a protein of 165 amino acids. The record is from RefSeq and is a predicted model, not a curated record. The transcript is spliced from 2 exons.